Aspergillus calidoustus is the source of this 2120-nucleotide messenger RNA. Lineage: Eukaryota; Fungi; Ascomycota; Eurotiomycetes; Eurotiales; Aspergillaceae. The record is from the annotation of a GenBank genome assembly.
GGUCAACACACUCGUUACAUUCUGCUAAACACUUAUGAUGAGAUUCAACCGGUACUCGGCUGCAAUUGCAGUCGCGGCGACUAUUCAGACAUGCGCUGCCCAGACCUACACUGACUGCAACCCCACAGAAGCGACCUGCGACCCGGACAAUGGCCUCGCAACGUACAGAUUCAGCACCGACUUCACCACCGGUGAAUCGUCAUUCGAUGGCUGGAAUACAACCUCUGGAACGGUGACAAGCACCGACCUUGGUGCCCUGUUCACUAUCAGCGAGCAGGGAGAUGCCCCGACAAUCGAGACCGAAUUCUAUAUCUUCUUUGGUUAUGUCGAGGUGAAGAUGCGCGCGGCCAAUGGCACUGGCAUCGUCAGCACAGCGAUCUUGGAGUCGGAUGACCUUGAUGAGAUCGACUGGGAGCAAGUCAGCACCUUUAACACCGAAAUCCAAACAAACUACUUCGGCAAAGGCAACACCACCUCAUACGACCGCGCCACAACCGUGGCGGUCGACACCCCCGAAGACACCUUCCACACAUACGGAAUUGAGUGGACCGAAAGCGCCACCAACUGGUACGUCGACGGCGCCCUCGUCCGUACGCUCAACUACGCCGACGCGGUCGACGGCACAAACUACCCGCAGACCCCCAUGCGCAUCCGCAUUGGAAUUUGGGCCGGCGGUGACCCGGAUAACUCGGAGGGGACGAUUGAGUGGGCCGGUGGUGAGACGGAUUAUACGGAAGGGCCGUUCAAUAUGUACGUUGAGUCGGUUAGUAUCAUCAACUAUAACCCGGCCGACACGUAUACCUGGACCGACCAGACGGGGUCGUAUACCAGUAUCAGUGCGGCGAACGGGACGUCGGAUGGGACUACGCUGUCUAGCUCUAGUGCGAGCUCCAGUUCCACCUCGAGUGCUUCAAGUUCGAGUUCAAGCACUGCGGUUAUUCCUUCUACCAGUGAAGGAUCGUCCACUAGCACGACUGGCGAGUCAAGCUCCAAUGCUGGUGCAACCGCGACAUACGGUGGCUGUGCCAGUGCCAGUGCAAGUGCCAGUUCCAGUGCGUGCGCCAGUACUAGCGACGUUGUUUACAGUUCGACUGCCCCGGCCGGUAGCUCGAACUGGUCCUCGGUUGUUGGGGUAUUUUGCCUCGUCUCCCUUGCAACAAUCGUCACAGCGAUGAUGCCGCUUUGAGAUGUUGGCGAAGGCCCUAUUGUCAUAUGCCUAAGCCUAGUUCCUGUCAGAAAGUUGGGUCUGUCCAAAUGAAGAAACCACUGAUUCGAGAAAGAAGAUCACUAGAUCACUAUUAAACGUCAUACACUGAACUAAACCUCACGCGCCUUGUCCACGACACCACCCUUGUUACUACUCUGGGACUCCGAGCCAGGGACAACCGCGGUAAUUACCUCUGCUCCCUCAAACUUUGCGUUUAUUUCCUCCAGCUCGAGUCCCUUGGUCUCAACAAAGGUAAAAUAUGCAAUGAUGAGGAAAACAAAGUCCCAUGCAGCAUUGAUGAAAUAGAACUUCCACCCGAGAUCAGCCAUCGCGUAGGCCAUUGCAAAGGAUGCGAGGAGACUAAUUGAAUGACGUGGUUAGCGCGAUCUUCAUCAUGUCUGAUGUGCCAAGCUGGUGCGGGUCCAGAGAACUUACCCAAAUCCAGAAUCGAGCAUGCGGAAAAUAGCAAUACCCGUCGUACGAAGCUUGAAAGGCGACACUUCCGUAGGAUACAAACUUGUCAUUGGCGAAACUGAGAAGGCAUAGAAGCCCUGGAAGAGGAAUAUAACAGCAAUUGUCCCGUAGAUUCCAGAAGUAUGGGUGCUAUUGCCGUAUCCUAGUGGCGGAUCAGUUAGCCGUGGGCAGGACAGAAUAAGGUUGCGGUUUCGCUCACGUUUGAUUAGACCCCCAAUCAUGAGUAGAGUGGCAACCAUACCACCAGCGCCAAUGAACAUUUGCUUUCUACGACCGAGUAUAUCGAGCAUAAAACUUCCGAAAAUCGCGAUCGCAAAGGACCAGCAAUUGAUAAUUACUUGGACCUGAGUCUGAGUCACUGUGUCAGUGAUCCCAGCCUGGCUGAGGAUCUUGGUCAGGUAGAAUCUAAACACAGAAGUUAGCUUUUUAUAUGUGAAGU